Cryptomeria japonica (Japanese cedar) is the source of this 1923-nucleotide messenger RNA. RefSeq lists its product as uncharacterized. The transcript has 8 exons. The record is from RefSeq and is a predicted model, not a curated record. Bases 1 to 1923 code for a protein of 640 amino acids. NCBI's taxonomy places the organism in Eukaryota, Viridiplantae, Streptophyta, Pinopsida, Cupressales, Cupressaceae.
AUGGCAUCAACAUCUGGUAUAUCAACUCCAUUAUUAGUAGAAAUCACUGAAAGGGCAAGGCCAAUAUUCAAGAAAUAUUCAUUCAAAUCGGUUGAAGAUGAUUUGAAUGGAGCAUUUUCUUCUGUGUCGUAUGGGGUAUUGCAUAAUGAGGAUAUUAGGGCAUAUAUUCAUUGUAAUAUCAAAGAGCUUGGGAAUGCUGAUAUGCUAUCACUAUACACUAAGCACAUGAUGGAUGAGAUGGGGAAUCUGAAGCUUGAAUUCAAAUCAUUGCAAGACAAGAUACUCAAGGAGGACAAGAAAUAUGAUUUGUGUGGAGCACUUCUCAGUGAGCUAAUGAGAAACGUGAAGAAGAUCAAGCAAGAUAAGAAGCAUGUUUUCAAGUUUGGUUCUUUGAUUGUUUGUUUGGCAUUUUACUUUUUGAAUGAAAUCCCUAGUAUAGAAAAAGUACAGUGGGAUUAUGAUGAACCAGUGGCAGUUCAAAUUAAAGAAGGUUUGCAAGGAUUGGGUGAUGUAGUAGCACAAAAAUCUGCUUUGUGGGGUUAUUUCAAAUCAUUUCAGGCUAUGAGUCAAAGCAGAGAGAGGAUUCCAAAGGACAUUGUUGAAAAAUAUGAAGAUACUAUAUGCUAUAUGAUGGAUAAAGACCAAUGCCACAUGGAGAAAGAAGAGAGGUUUGGUACUUACAAAGAGAAAGAUCUAGACCUGCAUAAGAAAUUCACUGAGCCCGAAAGGAAGAGCAAGGUCAAAAAAGAAAUUGAAGAGCUUGCAGAGAAAACGGGAAUAACAAAGGAGGUUGUUCAAAGUGCUAGGGAGGAGAAUAUUAUGAAGGAGGAGGACAUGGUAAAGACUAAGAAGAAAAAACUAGUCUCCACUCCUCAUAGGGUGGUGAAGAAGCCUCAAUUCGGUGUAGCCCAACCGAGCAAGAAGUCAAGAAUUAAAGUUGAGCCAUUCGGUAGAGACAGAUCCUGUAGAAAGCCAAAGUCUGAGCUUGAUGAAGCUCUAAAAUCUAGUAAGGUAAAAGUUGAAGUUGAUAGAUUGCUUAAGCUUGCAAAGGAUAAAUUCAGAAGCAAAAAGAGAGUUAAUAAGAUUAUGCUCAAGAAAAUAGAUGAAGUUGUCAAUGAGACCAAAGCAAUUUUGAAACAAUUUUUGAAAGAGCACAAAUAUGAUGAAGAUCAACCUGAGAAAUCCAUUCAUGCAGAGCAGAUAAAUGAACAAACUAUAGUUGAAGAUGAUACUGAUACUGCUAAGGUUAAUGACUUUGGUGAAGUCAAACAAGAUCCUCCAGUGAUAAAGAUUGACUUUGUAAAGGUAGCUGAGGAGAUUGGAAAAGUUGAUGAUGGAAAGGUAGAGGUUGAUGCUGAGAAGGAUAAAGAUGUUGUGAAAGAUGCACGUGUAGAGAUGCUUGCAACUCUCACACAAGCUAAGGUGACUGAGGAGUUACUCAAGUAUCAUUAUGAAGAUAAAGAGUCAAUCCCCUUGGUAGCUAAUGUGUUAGAGAAAUUUUUUCCAUCUUUUAAGUGUGAUUCAACUGAUACUCCCUCCGAUGAGAUCAUCAAUGCUAAUCAAAAUAGCUUUCUUACAUUGGAGAACAAAGCAGGGGCUACUAAAACAAGACUCGAAGGAGUUGAGAACACUCUCAAAAAGAUUGGUGAGAAAAGUCAUAAGAUCCUUAAGGCCACCUCAACUUGUAUGAAGGGUCUUAUCAGUAAGCUGGAGAAUGACCAUAGGGAUAAGGCUUCUAUAGGCAUCAUUGAUAUGAAGGAAGAUACCCCUGAUGACAAGGAGACUGGGCUUGGUAGAAGAACACGUGUGAGCACAAGAAAGUUGCAAAGCCAAAGCAAGGAAAUUGAGGAUAUCAAGCAGGUGGCUGAUAAUAUAGAACAACUGGAGCUGGAAGCCGUUGAGAUGCUUCAGAACUUAACCUAA